Molecule: messenger RNA, 2175 nt
Organism: Erigeron canadensis
Lineage: Eukaryota; Viridiplantae; Streptophyta; Magnoliopsida; Asterales; Asteraceae
Exons: 12
Coding region: 66-1763 (565 amino acids)
Molecular function (GO): protein binding
Source: RefSeq, a predicted model, not a curated record
UCUCGUACCUCAUCUUCUCCACACACACCAAUCUCACCUUCAUUUUACACACACACAGUAACCGCAUGACGUUGAACAUAACAUCCACGCCAUGGCCAAGCCGUCUCUACCUUCACAAUCACCGUUUCUUAACCAACGAAUCCACACCAAAACUUACUUACUACUGCUACACUUUUCGCACUCCAAUUCAUAAUACUAAUAACAUUGUAAAGGCUUCUUUGAGUGAUCAGAGUACUGUUGUUGACUCUGGUGAUAGUUAUGAAUCAAUUAUUAGUAAAGUAGUUUCAUCUGCUAAAGAUGCAAGUGAAGCACUCCAGGUGUUUGGUGAAAUGACUAACAGGACUAGUGGUGUUGUCACUACUUCCGAUUGCUGCUUGAUUAUUUCCGCCGCGCUUGAUCGGAAUAAUGCUGAUUUGGCUCUCUCCGUUUUUAACGCCAUGAGGUCCAGUUUCAAUACAGGUGUCGGAGAUAAAGAUGUUGGUGACAGAUUGAGGUGGUCGAGACCUGAUGUAAAUACAUACACAUUGUUGGUUCGCGGUCUUGCAGCAUCAUUGCGGGUUUCAGAUUCCCUUAGGAUCAUUGCAAAUGUUUGCCGCGUGGGAGUAUCUCCUGGUGAAGAGGUACCGUUCGGUAAGGUUGUAAGAUGUCCUAGUUGCAUGAUAGCUGUUGCUGUUGCACAGCCCCAAAAUGGUAUUCAGAUUGUUUCCUGCUCUAAAUGCCGUUAUCAAUAUGAGCUUGUUUCCGGAAACAUCAUUAGUAUUGAGUCAGAAGAAAUCAGCAUGGAUGUACCUGCAUGGAAAAGGGGGCUACAGUUCUUGCAGCUAACGAAAGAAAGUACUCCUGCUGCUGUUCACUCCGUUGUGGUCCAGACACCAUCUGGUAUGGCUCGAACACACAGAUUUGCUACUAAAACAGUAGAUCUCCCUGCACAAGAAGGGGAACGUGUGACAAUUGCUGCAGCAGCUCCAUCAAGUGUCUAUCGGGAAGUGGGUCCCUUAAAAUUUACCCCCAAAAGCCCUAACUACUACGCUGGUGAACCCAUGUGCCUAACAAACCAUCUAAGUGGCAAAGAAUCACCAUUAUUGAGGGCCCCUACAAAAAAUGGAGGAAUAUCCUUAUUGAGUCCAAGUGUCUUCUUUCCGCUUCUCACAAUCUUAGCCACAGGUGACAUGGCUUCAGGAAUGAUAGACCCCAGUUUACCUCAGUUUAUUUCAGUUGCGGCUGUUUCAUCCGUUGCUGUUGGUGCCACUUUAAAUGGUCUGGUUUUUCCACAGUUCAGUCAACUUCCUCAAAGGCUUGUGGAAACAGUUGCCAUUAGGCAGCAACUACUUUCUCAGUAUGACACACUUCAAUCUCGUAUUAAGGAUUUAAAAGAAGCUGCUGAAAAUGAGGUGUGGAUGCUGGCUCGUAUGUGCCAGCUGGAGAACAAAAUUGUUGCUGUUGGAGAACCUUCUUAUCGUUCACGGCGAAGUAGAGUCAAAAGGGUGCGUGAAGGAUUGGAAUGCUCACUGAAAUCACGAAUUGAACUAAUUGAAAGCUAUGCAAGAAUUUCUUCAAUGAUCGAAAUCGAGGUGGAAAUGGACUCUGAUGUUCUUGCUGCUGAAGCAGCCAGCAGUGUGGAGACUAUAGCCGAACAGAUAGAACAGAUAAUGGAACUUGAGAAUCUUGAAGCGAAAUGGAGAAUACAAGCCGAGGCAAAUGAUGAAGUCGAGAAGCUUCUCAGCUCUGAGAUCAUACCUUCACAACAGAUUUCUGAUACAUGAUCAUCUUUUGGUCAAACAGUUAUAUAAUCAUCAGGUAGCGGAUAUUGGUUCUUUGAAUAUUUAGCACCAUAAGUUGCGAACCAUCAAAUUCGUAGCUUAAUUACAAUCAACACGAUUGUUCUCAGUUUCAGCACCGAUUUCAAAAAAGAGAAAAUGGGGUUCAUUUGAUCUUGUAUAAAAGAUUCAGAAUUCAUUCAAUAUUCUUUUGUAACCGCAGAAAAGGACAUUGAUGUUCAAAAAUAUUAUAAGUAAAAGCUAAAUCAUCACUAGGCACUAGCUGUUGUAGUGUUGUGAGUACUGGAAGGAAAAAAUUAUUCGGGGCUUUUAAUUAUUCUAGUCAAGUAACAUAGGUUAAAAUCAUGUUAUUGUAUUAUAGUGGUGUAGUUGGUUAUUGUGACUCGUGUUCUUAAAA